AACACAGACUUGUGUUAACUGUGACAAUCUAUUUUUGCCGCACAGACGGACGCUGACACCGAUGACUCCAGGACUUUCCAGCGGGCCGGUGAUUUGCUGCAAUGCGAACACUUAAAUCGCUGCCUGCGCUGUCAGAUAGAUAGGCGGGAGCAGCAACCUCCCACUCCUCCUAUUGCUAUAACAACCACAGGGCGGUCGGUGUGACUCGAUGGCACAGCAGCUCGGAUGCGACUGCCAAGUGUCAUCCUCCUGCAAGUAGCCCGUCCUCUGCUCAAAGCAUCGCCGCAUGAACACUGACUGAAUCCCGCCCGGGGUAGGAGGAGGGGGAGAGCCUGUGUUUCCCCCGUCACAGUGAUCUGAGCACUGGGGAAGCUCAGGCUUGGGAUCCGCUACGUCAAACAGAUUAGUGAAAUAACCUCUCGGAGUAGGACAUACCUCCCCCCACACCCCCUUUGGGUUUGCCUGACUGCAUGCAAGGGCUCAGGAGGCAAGAUAGACUGUGCUGACAGAAAGCCAGGAAGCCCUUGGCGAAAUAGAGAAGUGCAUUGCUUUUCUUUUCUUUUUUUCCUGGGUUGGGUGAGACGACUGGUGAUCCUCCGGCAGCCUCUUUCUCUCUCUCUCUUCUUCUUCUUCUCCUCCCCCCACCCCUGUGCGAAAUGGCGAAAGAAAACGGCGAGUCCAGCGAUGGAUCUUGGAAAAAGCAUGUCGAUGACAUCAAGAAAAUCUUUGACUUCAAGGAAGUCCUUGGGACCGGUGCGUUUUCUGAAGUGGUGAUGGCUCGGGAGAAGGCCACGGGGAAGAUGGUUGCAAUCAAGUGUAUCCCGAAAAAAGCGCUCAAGGGGAAGGAGACGAGCAUUGAAAAUGAAAUUGCCGUCCUAAGGAAGAUAAAGCAUGAGAAUAUAGUGGCUCUGGAGGACAUCUAUGAGAGCUCAAACCACCUGUACCUCAUAAUGCAGCUGGUGUCUGGAGGCGAGCUGUUUGACCGCAUUGUAGAAAAGGGCUUCUACACAGAGAUGGAUGCCAGUCGGCUCAUUCGGCAAGUUUUGGACGCAGUCAACUAUUUGCACUCCAUGGGCAUAGUACACAGAGAUCUAAAGCCUGAGAACUUGCUGUAUUUCAGUCCUCACGACGAUUCAAAGAUCAUGAUCAGUGACUUUGGCCUGUCAAAGAUGGAGGGAACAGGUGGCGUGAUGGCCACCGCCUGUGGGACGCCAGGAUACGUCGCUCCUGAAGUUUUAGCACAGAAGCCUUACAGUAAAGCUGUGGACUGCUGGUCUAUUGGGGUCAUCGCUUAUAUUCUGCUUUGUGGUUAUCCUCCUUUCUACGAUGAGAACGAUUCGAAGCUGUUUGAGCAGAUCCUUAAGGCAGACUAUGAGUUUGAUGCCCCGUAUUGGGACGACAUAUCUGACUCUGCCAAAGACUUCAUCAGCUGCCUAAUGGAGAAGGAUCCAGAGAAGAGAUUUACUUGCGAUCAGGCCCUUCAGCACCCCUGGAUUGCUGGAGACACUGCUCUGUGUAAGAACAUACACGAGUCAGUGAGUCGACAGAUGCGGAAAAACUUUGCCAAAAGCAAAUGGAGGCAAGCCUUUAACGCCACCGCUGUGAUCCGCCACAUGAGACGCCUGCAGCUGGGCACCAGCUUUGGCAGCAGCAUCUCGAGCUCCAGCUCCGUGUCCAGCUCUCAGAGCCGAGGUCCAGCCAAGAGCCAGUCUGUGGACUGCGCCCCGCUCUCCCUGAAGGACUGUCACCCUAUAGAUCCUCUGCCAUGUGCUGCUAAAGCAUACCAUCAGGACUCAGAUGCCCCCUCUCCCACUCGAGAGGAGCCACCAGCGGCAGCUGAACCGCCCAGGCCACGACCCUCCACUGUUACCGUCAUCCACACGGGGACUAAAUGACGCCAGGUUCCGCGGGAGGUGAGCUGGGAGACCACGGAGCUUUGAGACUUGGGUGGGUAAAGAAGAAAAAAAAACCCAUCCCAGGCCUCGUGAUUCAGUGUCGUUACCCAGUUUGCCCAUCCCGCCACCUCCCAUCAGUUUCUGCCAAAACGUAAAACAAAGAAACGGGAGGAAUUUAAGGAGCGCUGGCUCAGCUCCAUUUGGAUCAGCAUGGCUUCCCCCUCUGCUUCCCUUCACAUUGUCAUUUAGACCUGGAAGUACAGAGGUGGGGUGAAGGGAGCCUCUCGACCGAAGGUGUUACUGUGUGGAGGCCGUGCUCAGCCUGGAUCAGGGCUGCCUGGCAGAUAAAAGAGCGUCUGGUCUUGGAAGUGCCACACUAAAGGAAACUCUUUAUUGAAGCUGCUGUCUUUUCUUUUGUUUUGGGACGGGACCUUCCACUGUAUGCCUUGUGUCGAUGUCCUGCCUGGAGCUGCUGAGUGGAGUUGUGUUAUGCAAGUGAAAUAUAAGCUUCAAGCUGUGGUUACUAAUUGUGACAUCAUCUGCACUCUGAACUUUCUCGUUGUUUUUUUUUUCCCUCUCGUUAAUUUGCUGCGGUGGCUCACAGCAUCGUAAACUCCUGACGGUAGUGAUGUUGUUCCUUUUUAGCUUUUCAGUGUGUGGACGUGAAGCAGGAGCGGGACGGUGUGUUUUCAAUCAUGGGAGCGAUCGCUGAGAGGACUAGUGCGUUGCACUAAUGUAUUGGAAUAUUUAUUUUCUUAUAAUACGUUAUGAAUUUUUGUAAGAAUACCAGUCGCAGAAUCAUGUAAAUGUGUUAUUAAAUCAAACUGAAGUUGCCGAAUUGUACGAUACAGUAUCUACUAGUUGUUAGUUUGUAAUCGCUGUUUUAUUUGAUGACUUGAUUGACGUGACUGUGAAGUCCUCUUUAACCACACGAGGGCGACCACGCGUUGUUGCUCUGUGACCAGUUCUCAGGGAUCUGCAGGGACGUGAACGUGAAGCUGACCAAACUCCAAGUGAUCAAGCUCUGCUGUUUCGAUGAACAUAGUGAGGUUAUUCCUUUAAAAUACUGCAUAUUAUUCUGAUGUGCCAGAGAUGUUUUCUUUCUUUAAAAGCAGUCUUACCAAAUAGUUUUUUUUUUCUCCCUUUAAAAACCUGGAAUCAUAUUUGGAUGUAAAGAAAGUGUUGACCAGUGACGUGUGAAUUUAUGUCUGUAGUUUUAAAAAAAAAAAGAAAAAAUUACAAAUGAAUGCGAAUGUAUUCAGGAGUCGAGACCAGUCCAAUCAGUGGUGUCCAGUUGAGUAGUUGAAAUACCGUGCUCUGCUUCCGCUCGUGAAGUGGCUGGUCUGAAAACAGCUCACUCACUCGGUGUUUAAUCACUGUGCUUUCAUACCAGCCUGUUGAAUUUAGCAGAAAGUCUCUUUCUCCUUCUCUCCCUUACCCCUCGCUCUCUGCAGACUUUCACACAGAGCAGUGAAGGGAUCUGUCUUUGUAUUUUUCUCUGUGGUAACCACUGGAUUUUUACCAGCUCAAUAUGAAAGGAGAAAAGAAAGAAACACUUCACGAUGGCAUCUCCAGUUUUGAGGGUUUUACAAUCUUGAAUUAUCCCAAAAAAAGAGAAAAAAAGAAAUGUGGUGAAUAUCAAAAUGGACUUUGAGCUUUUACUUACUGUAAAUACAAAUCUCAACAAGCUUUGGGUUGUGUUUAUUUUGGUCUUCCCUAUAUUUCCCACCACCUCUCCUGGAUCGGCAAAAGAAAGCAAAUUAUAAAGCACUGGAAGUCCCUCAGUAUGCAUGUAUUACAUAUUAUUACUGAAAUGUGCUUUGGAGUUGUAGAGAUUUGUGCAUUAAAAAGAAGCUUGUUUGCA
Molecule: messenger RNA, 3759 nt
Organism: Pelmatolapia mariae (spotted tilapia)
Lineage: Eukaryota; Metazoa; Chordata; Actinopteri; Cichliformes; Cichlidae
Gene: camk1db
Product: calcium/calmodulin-dependent protein kinase 1Db
Exons: 11
Coding region: 657-1895 (412 amino acids)
Biological process (GO): peptidyl-serine phosphorylation
Cellular component (GO): cytoplasm; intracellular anatomical structure
Molecular function (GO): calcium/calmodulin-dependent protein kinase activity; ATP binding; calmodulin binding
Source: RefSeq, a predicted model, not a curated record